UCAACGCAGGACUUCGCGUCUCCUUCGUCGUCCUCUCUGGCGUCCCUGGGCUCGCUGGACGCCAUCGGGGGGGGCGUGGCGUCCGAGGCGAGGCGCUCCUCCAUCACCGACAUGCGGAGGCGGUCCCUGCAAGGAUACAGCCUGGGCACACUGAACCCCGAACUCUACCGUAUACCCGACCACCUCGAUGACCCGGGCAGCUACCCACCAGGUCACCUUGGCCGGGUCUUCCUCACUCUCCAUUACCACCAAGAGACAGAGAAACUACAGGUCGGUCUCCUCAGGAUCAGAAACCUACCCUCCAGGACCCUUGGCUCGAACAACGCUUGCGAUCCUUAUGUCAGACUGAGCGUCCUCCCUGACGAGCGACGUUACCUGCAAACGAAGCAAAAGAAAAAGACUUGUAACCCUGUUUUCGAUGAGCACUUCGGAUUCCACAUCCCUCUUCGGUGUGUGAGCGAGCGCAGCCUCCGAGUGAGCGUGUUCGACGGCGGCAGACACAAGCGGCAGGCGGCCAUCGGGCAUGUGAUCUACCCCCUGGCGCAGGUGCAACGGCUCCACCACCAACAACAUCAUCGUCAGAGAUCUGUCCAGGGAGGACGAGUCGGUGCCCAACAAUGACCUCGGAGAAAUCCUCGUGUCCCUGACCUUCAACGACAACCUGCACCGCCUGUCCAUCACCGUGUUCCAGGCCAAGGGAAUCAAGGUAAACGACGGCGAGGUGGUGUCAUGGGUGAAGGUGUCCCUCAUGAACCAGCGUCGGGCGGUCAAGACGAAGAAAACAACUGUGGUGGCGGCGUGCGAUGAGCCUCAGUACAACGAGUCCUUUCACUUCAGACCCCCGCCCGCCCUCGAGGGGGUCCACCUCACCCUCCAGCUGUAUGUGGCGUCGAGCUCCAACUCUAAAGGUCGUCUCGUAGGUCGCGUGAUCAUCGGAUCCUUCAUGUUCGCACGAGGUCGAGCCCUGAACCAUUGGAAUGAGGUCCUCUCGACGCCCAAGGAACCCAUACAGUUCUGGCACUCUCUCACGGAGUAGUCCUGACAACUAGCGCCCUCUCAUGGAGUAGUAACGUUAGGCCUCAAAGUAUUGUUAUUGUUCUAAAAUGUGGAAAAUGCCCAAAAAAGGUAUUCAAGUAAUUUCGUCUUCUAAAAUAACAUCUAGUCACUCUUCUUCAGUAACUGUCAUACGAUAGUUUUGUUUUGGCUCAUUUUUUAAAUCAACGCGGAAUCCAUACAUACAACAUACUGCAAAUGAAACUAUGGUUAUAUUAACAGUAACAGUAUCCCUUUCAUAUGACAACACCACCAAUAAAGACAAUAUUUACUCCAGUCUAAUGAUUGCCACUGAAUAUUUUGAUACGAGGGACAACAGGUCUAAUGUAACAAAAUUGUAUGAAAUUGUAUGAAAAACUAGUCUGUUCAUAUAUAGCUCUCCCAUCCUGGUUAAAAUGUCUAAAGACGUUUCUUUAUUUUGUUCUUAUGUCCCUUAAAUAAUCAUAAAAUGUGACUCCAUGUUGACUUUCUGAACAACAGACCUACAUUGGCACCUAUAUAGGCUUGGUACACUUCCGCUGUGUAAGAUAUCUAAAAGAUACAAAAGUGUGAUGCAGACUUUGCGAUACUUUACUACGCUGAGUUUGUGUUACAGCUUUACAUAUAUGCAUAGAAGCUUGAUAUUCUUCCGCAAAAGCUGGAUCAUUCGUUGUAGUAACUCCGUGCACAGUUUCUCCAUGAAUAUUUGACAUUGCUCUAAGGAACAAGUUUUGAUAAGCAAAGUUAUAGGAUGCAAAAAGACACUACCUUCUACCUCUAAGAUAUAAAACGAAUUCAGAAAUGAUUUAGCAUACUUUUCCCAUGCCAAGGAUUUUUCUUAGGUAUAUGCUGUCUGGAGAACAAAACACGUUAUAAAUUUUAUAAUUUAUUGAAAGAAGACAAUAUAAAUGUAAAAAAGUGACCUGUAAGAAUAGCCAUAAGAAAACAGACACCACUGUCUACAGAAACAAAAUGGUUCUUUUAUUUAUAAUAAUGUAUGCUCUCAUAUAUAUACUGCCGCAGAACUGUUGGCCGCCGAAUAUGCAGGGAAAUUAAACCUAUUACCUAAGAGAACUAUAUACUCAUAUAUCCUCCUAAAGCUGUAGGUGCUUUCUUUGCUUCAAUUAGAACCAACUAUAUCUGGUAUCUAUACUCGUAUCAGGUGUUGUUAGUAGCUAUAUGAGUUAAAAGUAAUUUCGCCUUCAUCUCUCGACAGAAGACCUGUUUCAAGAACCGCCUGUUAGUAGAAGCACCUGUGACUGCCAAGAGUAGCAGCCUGGUAGUACGUAAGCGGCAGUUACUCAAAUUUCUGCUAGAUUUCGAAGCAUCUUUGUCGAGUAGUCUUAGAAAUUUUGUCCUAAGGAAAGGAUGUGUUAUCUGUCUUGACAAAUCUAGAGAGACUGAUAACGGCCUACUGAUAACCGCAUCACUUGGUGCUAGUAUCCUUGUCUGAUAGUCUAGAUAACAGGGUUCUCUUCCUAAAAGUUUAAUAACAUCCAAGUUCUACACAAAUAACUUGUCUCGUGUCAGCAAGUCUUACCGAUCUCGAUAAGUCUCUCAGUGAUGAUGACGUCACCAUCUGCAGGCGGUCCUCCUGCCAUCUAGUGACGACGUUGCCAGUUAGGGAUAUCGAUAUAUGAAAUUGUGGUAAAUAUUGGCAACUUUAGCCUAGCAAUUCUCAGGAAGUCAUAUUAAUCAGAGAUAAAGUACAGUUUUAUAGACAACAACUCUGUUACGGGAAAAAAAUAAUAAUGAUGAAAAGAUGAGCAGAUUUUAUUGAGAUGACAAAUAAUACAGAUUCAUGUUGAUAUGAAAUCAAAUAUACUUUAAAUGAGCAAAGAGAAGAAGCAUCAUUUCGAUCGACGCGAAGGAGGGACAAGCAAGAG
This is a messenger RNA of Penaeus monodon (black tiger shrimp), 2918 nucleotides long. Its product is annotated as synaptotagmin-15-like. The record is from RefSeq and is a predicted model, not a curated record. Gene Ontology annotation, molecular function: phosphatidylserine binding; clathrin binding; syntaxin binding. Gene Ontology annotation, biological process: calcium-ion regulated exocytosis; regulation of calcium ion-dependent exocytosis; cellular response to calcium ion. NCBI's taxonomy places the organism in Eukaryota, Metazoa, Arthropoda, Malacostraca, Decapoda, Penaeidae.